This is a messenger RNA of Spirodela intermedia, 982 nucleotides long. Lineage: Eukaryota; Viridiplantae; Streptophyta; Magnoliopsida; Alismatales; Araceae. The record is from the annotation of a GenBank genome assembly.
AUGACGACGGCAGGGCUCAUGAGGACGACUUCUGCGCCGCUGCAGUCCUACGGCGGGCACGGCGGCGGGAUCUCUCUCUUCGGGCGGAGCUGGAGCAGCAGUUCCCUCACCUCUGCGCGGACCCUCCACCUCGCGGUGGCGGGGGAGAAGAAGCACCUGAUUCAUCACCUCAACCGCGUCCAAUCGGAGGCCGAUCUCGCCGGCGGCGAUGGCCGGAUCACCUGCCAGGCGAGGCGCGUGGAUGUGGAGGCGCCACCGGAGAGCAGGCUUCAGCUGGAGAAGCUCAUGGAGCUCUCCGGCGGGAUCACCACCGGCAGCGGCGGCGCCGGCGGCGCCGGCGGCGGCUCCGGCGGCGGGAAGCCCGGCAGGGGCGGCUCCGACGGCGGGAAGAGCGAGAUGGGUGCCUACUACUUGGAGAUGCUGGAAGCCGACCCGGGGAACCCUCUCCUGCUCGUGAACUACGGCAGGUAUCUCCACGAGGUACGCUUCCUUGCUUCGCCGGGUUUCCUCUUUCGGGUUUUGUCCGAUUUUCUCCGGCGAUCUGGCUGUACCCGCGACUGACGGCGCCUCCGCUGGGAUAUAGGUCGAGGGCGACGUGGAGGGCGCGGAGGAGUGCUACGGCAGGGCCAUCCUGGCCAGCCCUGGCGACGGCGAGGUGCUCUCGCUCUACGGGAAGCUCAUUUGGGAGACUCAGGGCGACGAGACACGGGCCGAGUCCUACUUCGAGAGGGCCGUCGAGGCCUCGCCGGACGACUGGUAAGCAGAAUAAAUCUCAUCGUAAUUUGGAAACUAUUUCCAUAAUCAGAAGCGGUGGUUGACUUCUGGGGGUUGUUUAUGGCGAUGAUGCAGUUACGUCAUGGGAUCGUAUGCCCACUUCCUCUGGGACGCAGAUGAGGCCGGGGAGGAGGACGAAGACGUCCGCGCGGCGCCGGCGGCGGCGGCGCCGUCGCAGCAACCGCAGCUGACGGUGAGGGCUUACUGA